AUAUGUCACGUGAUCCCGACACACGUGUUUUCUUUUACUGUCUAUGGUGUUUUGUCGUCUGUACUUCGGGACGUGAAAGUUACUUUAACGAGAGUGCUAACCUACAAAAACAAUGCCAAAGGCUAAGAAAUCCUCCAAGCGAAAGAAGUUUGAUUACACGAAAGACAGAAAGAAGCUUAGAACGAAGUUAAGGAGGAAGCUAGCUCCAACGAUUGAAUGUGCUCAGAUCAGAAACGCGUGGGAUGACCGGAAAACGGUUCAGCAGAACUUGAGGGAGAUGGGACUGCAACAUGACACCAAAACUGUUCUGCCUAUUCGUCAGCCUAAGCUCACCAACACUGAAGCCAUGGAUGUGGAGCCAGACGAACUCCUGAUAAAGAAGCCAUAUGUGAUCAAAGACAUGGAAGCCCAGGCCAGCAUCCCCAGCCAGAGCUCCAAGACCCUGUCCAGAGAUCUGAUCGAGUACGCCCAGCACAUGCUGCGCGAGCAUGGGAAUGGCAACUACAAGGCCAUGGCGCGAGAUGAGAAGAACUACUACCAGGACACGCCCAAACAGAUCAAGAGGAAAAUCGAAGACUACAAGCAGUGCCACGCCGAAGAUUACUCCACCUUCAUGCAGUCGCUCAAGGCUUGAGAGACUGAGCGGUGGGGGGCAGUGGACGUUACCCAUCGAGGCGUGUUGUGCCGCUCAGAAAACAACAACAAGGGGGCGGAGUUCAACCCCAUCACUGCGUCUCUCUAUCCUCUGACCUCUCCUGCGGAGUAGACAGGAGAGGUCAAAGGGCAUGGAUGAGUGACAGACUGUUUUCCAAGUUAGUCUAAAGACAAACGAGGGAGUGACGCCAUGCUGAACGGUCUUGUCGAUAUGACUUGCAUUAGCGUAGGAUCAUAAUGGAUGUCAGAUGGCUGGGGUUACGUUUUUAUUUUGUACUUUAAAUGUCAUCAUGGUUGCCAUGACGUUUGGACCUCGUUCAGUAAUGUGUUUUCAGCUGUAUAUCUCCCACUGUAUAGAUCACCCUCUAAAACCUUUGAUUUCCAGGCGGAGGAGAGAGAUUUAGUAUAAAGCAUCCAUGUGAAAUGUUUCUAAUUUAAAUGAAGAAAAGACGGUCUGUUCUCAUCCCCUUUAUAAAUCCAAAACCCUCAGGAGGGAUGCACAUAUGCUGCAGACGUGGUGCACUGGGAUUACAUGCUGCGGACGUGGUGUCCUGGGAUUAUGUUCGCACGACGCUUGGGUCUGACACAGCGGGAUUGAGAAAUCCACUCUUGAACGAUGUGGUGAGAUUACACAUUUCCACAUGGGUUUGUUAUUUUGGAAUAUGUCCGAGCUGGAUUAUUGGGGACUACCAUCUUUCGCCACGUCUGCACACACCUGUGUGUGUGUGUGUGUGUGUUUGUGUGUUCUGUUUGGGGAGGAGCUUGCGUAAGAUUAAUGUGCGGUAACUGUGAUCCAUGCUGUUUUUAAUACAGAAGUGUACCACAUGCA
Alosa alosa (allis shad) is the source of this 1483-nucleotide messenger RNA. It is a transcript of the gene nop16, whose product is annotated as NOP16 nucleolar protein homolog (yeast). The transcript is spliced from 5 exons. The record is from RefSeq and is a predicted model, not a curated record. Gene Ontology annotation, cellular component: nucleolus. Lineage: Eukaryota; Metazoa; Chordata; Actinopteri; Clupeiformes; Clupeidae. Bases 113 to 634 code for a protein of 173 amino acids. Gene Ontology annotation, biological process: ribosomal large subunit biogenesis.